AUGCAUUUCGUUAGUCUCUUCGAGGUCGUAGCAGCCACGGAGCAUUGCGUAGCACUGGUGUCAGAGUGCGACAUGGUGGUUGUUCCAGUUGGAUGCAAGCAGAUGAUGAUCUACGUCGAUGGGCCAGAUCGAAUGAUGGUACAGGAGAAGUGUGCUGAAACAGGAAAAUGGGGUGAGUUCAUGCCAAUUGGAAGUCUGGGAAGUGGAGGAGCAGUGGAAGCACCACAACCAGAUUUGAGCAGCCAGUGGAGCGAGGUGAGGGCUGAGCAGGGCAGAAUGGCCCAAGAACCAGUGCAACCUGAGACGACUGUUGGGGCAGCUGAAUGUGGCGCAAAUGCAGGGGUAGUUAGUGCCGUAGCAGGAGAAGGGGCUGAAGCAGGAGAAACAGGUCAAAAUGGAAAUGGAGCUGAAACCAGUAAAAAUGGAAGCACUGCGGGUGGAUCAACCACAUCAACUACGUCAAAAAGCAGCACAAAGAGUUCAAGCAAAUCAAAGUCAAAUGGAACUGUUACAACACUUGGACUAUCAACAGUGGCAGCAAUUGUGCUUUUCACGCUAUUGGAAUAA
This is a messenger RNA of Enterospora canceri, 567 nucleotides long. The record is from the annotation of a GenBank genome assembly. Lineage: Eukaryota; Fungi; Microsporidia; Enterocytozoonidae.